AAUCAAAUGUUGAUGUUGCUUACACACCAACGAUAUCUCAAUAAUAUUGUAAAUUAUUGUGUUUUCAUUAUAAAAGGAUUUCAUUGUGUGUGUAAUGUGAAAAUAAAAUUGAAAACUGAAGUGUAGUCUAUUUAUAUCUGAUUAUCAAAUUCAGAUAACAAAUAAGGAAAUAAAAGUAUAUUCAAGGGAAUUUUGAUUAAUUAGGUUUCCAUCAUGUUGCUGUAAUCUUUUAAAAGAGCGUUGUCUUCAAGACGAGACAAUUAUAGCUUCAAUAAUUUAAACUCUAAAACUCAAGCACUGUGGUCAUGGAAAGACGGAUUCACGGAGUACCUGUAGUCUUUGUCCUUGAUACUUCCAACAGCAUGAGAGGAGAGGGCUUUGAUCAGAUGAAAAGAGCGUUCCUGUCUAUUAUUCGGGGGUAUUCUGAUCAACCCUCUGUAGAUCAUUGUGUUGCUGUCAUAAGUUUUGGAAGAGAAACAAAAGUUUUACAAAGUUUCUCAAACGACUACACGGCAAUUUUACACAUUCUCGAUGACAUACAAUGUGAAGGGCCGUCGUCAUUUAAAGAAGCACUGGAAGCAGCAGCACCUUUUUUACGAUCGGGAUUGAACGGGAGUUCCAUUGGACCUUUCUCGAUCAACGCAAACUUGAUUAUCAUCUCUGGAGGUGAUGUAACCGGCCAGGACAACGAAGACAAAAGAAAUAAAAAAAUGAAUGUACUGCAGAUAGCUGAACAAAUUGGCAAAGUAAAUCCGAUUGUAUGUGUUCCAGCUGGCGACAAUCCGGACAUGUGUUUCUUGGGAUCAUUUGCAUAUUCAUCGAUACGUGGAAAAAUAUUGGAUAUCGACGAAGCGCCACAGUUUGCGAGAUACUCAACAAAUAUGGUAGUAGCAUCUGAGAUUAUGGGCAGUGUUCCAACAAGAAAUUACUCUGUAGAUGACGUAAGGGAAGCUGUGAGGUCUAAAGUCAAAUUAUCAACAUCAGAGAAAGAUAUAUGUGACAUUUAUGAGAUCCUGACUAAAAGGCAGGCAUAUGGAAACGGUUCAUAUCCAAACGUAGAUUGCGUUGAAAAUGAUUUACGUUGUGAGGGUGAUCCUACGUUACCACCGAUUGGAACGCGUGUCGGAAGAGGUCCAAAUUGGCCAUUCACCAACCAGAACUCCGGCAUGUCUGGAACAGUAGUUGGUUAUAGGGAUGAUCAUUUCAACUUACUAGUUGAAUGGGAUACGAGCAUGGUAUUUCCAUAUCAUUUCGACAAGCAUGGAGAUCAUCAAAAAUCUAAUGUGGUGGUCUGUGACGUACCAAGAGUUCUACAAACAGAGAAAAUUGCCGUAGGAUGUCUUGUUAAGAGAGGUCCUGACUGGAAGUGGUUUGACCAAGAUGGCGGGAAGGAUAAUAUUGGGACGGUCUACAGAGUAAAGGGAGACAAUAUCGUAUUUGUGCGAUGGACUAACGGUAUAAAAAGCAACUACAGAUUUGGAUAUGAUGGAAAAUAUGAUGUUAUACUUUGUGAUCCCUUUGAUGAAACUGUUAAGAGAACACUUGGAAAUCAACAAAAUGUUUGGCGCUUAGAUGAUUCGCAGAAAGUCGUAUUGAAAAACGGAAGUAAAUGUAACGAAAAUGGGAGGAACACAACGACAAAUGUCACAAAAACUGUCAAAAGAGAUCAUCAAACAAAUAAUGAAAGUGUACCAGACUCAGAAGAAAAAACUGAAUUUUUAGACAAGGUAGGGGAAAACACUUCUACAAAUCAAAACACAGGGGAUGUUUCAAAGGAACUAGAUAACAGCAACUCCUCAGAUGAUUUAUCAUCCUGGGAAUGGAAAAAUAAGGAGGGAAACUGGGUUUCGUUUCCAUAUUCAGAAAAAAUUAAAAUCCAAAAGGCUUACGAUAGAAACAAUAAGGGCACAGUUCUGGUGAGGAUAAACGAAGAUAUAUAUAGGGUGGUUUUGUCUAAGAUGAUUCAAAUUAAUAUCAGUAGCAGAGAGUCGCAGGAAAUAAGACACCUCAGCUGAUCCGUACUCAAUGUCGUCAGUCAGGCUUGCAAUCAUGAUUACUACAUCGACGUCAGGAUGAUUAAAUAGAUGACAUCUACUUUGUUUUGCUAUCAUAUUUGCUGGGGAAAUAUCCACUGACAUUUCUUUUUAAUGUAAGCAAAGACGCACUCAUAUGAGUAUUUAUGAUAACAUUGUUACUUUAUUAAAUGUUUUGGGUGAAAUAAGGAUCAAGAUAUUUUAUGGUACAUUUUUCUUAUGAAGUACCUCUAUAAUAAAUGUGUAUACAUGUAAAUCUCUAAUUUGCACAACAUAAUUUGUUAUACCUUCAGAGUCACACCUGGAUUAAUAAUGAUUUGUAAAAACAACCAAUCUCAACAUUUGUUUGCCUGUCAAAAAUGGUUGUAGCGUUAGAGUAUUGGAGAUAUAUGUAAUUGGCAAAAAUAUGCCAGUUUUGUCUGAUGAUAUUAAUCAAUAGUAAUGCUACAGUUAUCUUAUAUAGUGUGUAGGAGUAAAAUCAAUUUCUGCUUUUGAUAGAUUAAAUUUUUGAUUUCUUGAUCUAUAAAUUCUAUAAAUAUUCUACACUAUUAAAUUUUGGUAUAUGUCGAUAACUCGAUGUUACAUUUUUUCAUUAUAUUUACUUUGUUUUUGUCUAAUGUAACUUUCCUCUAAAUAUAUUUUAAUCUAUCUGCAUAAAAUUUGUUACUUUUUUCAUUACCUACAUCAUUAUUGCGUCUUGCUCUUCUGUUGUGAGUUGUUCUUUUCAAAGUUUAUUAGAUAAACUUGUCCAUCAACCCCACAACUACCUCUAUUAAUCUCUGUAUGUGGAAUUGCCACAAUUUCCAAGUUCUUUUGUCUCCGACCCCUUAAACAUCCUCUGAAUGAACAAACCUUGAGGCAUUCAAAUUUUAAGUAAGGUUUUAUUAGAUUUUUCCUUGUCAAGUUGACUCGUUAAUAUGUAUGUCCUACAUGUAAUAAUGUUAAACUAUCAUUGUACUUGUCUUUAAAUCUUUCCUAAUUUGCACUUUUUAGAUCGUCUAUAUAGUUCUUCUAUAAUACGAGCUUGUCAACAACUUUGACCAUAAUGGUGGAUCCCUUAAUUACAGUCGUUUCUACGUUUUGCAUUUUUCUGUCAUUGAAUUUAAGCCCUGGGGAUAUUUUAUCUAGAACAAGUUUGGUUUUUUUACAACUUUUAGAUCGUCCCAGUUUUCUGGUGUGUAUAAUACACAUGUACAUUGUAUUCAUCUAAUCUAUUUUAAUUUUUGAUUCCGAUCUGAAUAUUAUUCGUCAUACAUGUACAUACCAUAACAAUACAAAUCUGUAAUAUUUGUAGCUGAAGUCGCAUCUUUUUUUUAAUCACAUACAUAUCAGCUUUUAAGUCUUUUGCUUUGUUUCUGCACUAGUAUCUAACUAAUCAUUUUUUUCUUUUCCUAGGAGAAUUAAGAUUUUGAACACUACAAUUUUCAUGAUAUAUUUAAACAUUAUCAUUACAUUUGAAGUUGUCAUGUUGUGACCAAGAAUUGAAUUCUUUUUCUACAACGUAAAUUUUAUUGCUCAACGUGCCAUUUUUUUUUUCGUCUUGCAUCUUUUUAAUUUUCAAGACGAACAGUCAUUAAUUCUUAUAAAUUUCAUUAAUAUCUGUAUGUGUCAAUUUUUUUAAUGUAUUCACAGUUCUUAUAUUUUAAAUCUGUUUAAAUUAAAUCAUAUAAAGUCAAUAAGUAUUGAAUAUGCUUCCCGCUAUCCCCGUUGAUCGGAUGCUUCAUCCCUGUGAAUGGUAUUGUCAUUUAAAUUCAAACAUUGUGGUUUUAUUAGUCCUUUUUUAUUCACUUUCGCAGUAAAAUCGCGCCUCAUGGUUGAAGUCUAUAUUCUAGAGUCUAGGUACUAGUUGACAAUUUUAGAAUCUACACGAUUGUUGGUUUUAAUCCUUAUCUUCAUUAAUCGGUGGGUUAAAUGAAUUCUAAAAAUAAAUAUGACAAUAGAAAAUAUUGUUUUACCAUUUUACUGUUGUUACCACAAUAAACAUGCUUAGAAAUGACCCCCCCCCCCCCCCAAUUCUACCGCAACCAAAACAUUUAAGUUAUGUAUUUCCCGUAGUAUAUUUGCAUAAUAAGCAAUUUGGCAAUAGUUAAAACAAAAUUUGAUUAAGCAUUUAAUUUUUCGAGAAGACUUUUUGUAACUUUGUUUGUAUAUCAUAUAUAAGCACAAACGAUAAGAUCUUCGCAGAACUGAACAAAACACAGAACAUAUUUUGUAUUUUGUGCGA
This is a messenger RNA of Magallana angulata, 4257 nucleotides long. RefSeq lists its product as uncharacterized. Gene Ontology annotation, biological process: protein ubiquitination. Gene Ontology annotation, molecular function: ubiquitin-protein transferase activity; metal ion binding. Gene Ontology annotation, cellular component: cytoplasm. Bases 306 to 2015 code for a protein of 569 amino acids. The transcript has 15 exons. The record is from RefSeq and is a predicted model, not a curated record. NCBI's taxonomy places the organism in Eukaryota, Metazoa, Mollusca, Bivalvia, Ostreida, Ostreidae.